UAAAUAAUUGUUACUAUAGGAACUGGGAGAAUUUGUACUAACGAAGUAGGCAACAGCGAUUGUUUCUUUUGUCAUCCGUCGUCAAGCCGUGCGCCAUAUUGUUUUGUACACGUACGAAAGUGUGGAGUUUUAAUUUCAGGUGUUUGUAUAAAAAGUAGUCAAGAUUUCGUCGAAAAUGAAUUAUGGCAGGCCGCCGCCUAGGAUCGACGGAAUGGUGUCGUUAAAAGUGGAUAAUCUCACUUAUCGCACGACGCCAGAAGAUUUGCGUAGAGUUUUCGAACGAUGCGGCGAAGUCGGGGACAUCUACAUACCCAGGGACAGGUUUACGAGAGAAAGCAGAGGAUUUGCUUUUGUUAGGUUUUAUGAUAAAAGAGAUGCUGAAGACGCAUUAGACGCUAUGGACGGACGCAUGUUGGAUGGCAGGGAAUUGAGAGUCCAAAUGGCCAGAUACGGGAGACCCACAUCUCCACACAGAAGAUAUCGUGGAAGAAGGAGGUCACGUUCUCGUUCAAGGUAUUCUCGUUCACGUUCAAGGUCCAGGGGCAGGAGAAGCCGCAGCCGUUCACACACCAGGCGUUCGGUGAGCAGGAGCCGAUCCAGGUCGGACAGCAAGAGUUCUAGGGGCAGGUCGAGGUCUCCUUCGCGCAAAGAGGAGAAACGCUCCAAGUCGAAGUCGAACAGCAAAUCAAGGUCCAGGUCUAGGUCUUAGGUGUAGCAGGGUGCAGAGUUUGAGCGCUAACUGCAGUUUGUAGGCGCCCGCUCUAAAGCAGGCGCUGGCGGCUGUCAGAGCGAGAUAGAGAGUUGGCGGGGGAGAGAACGAGAGAGGUGGUGCGAGGGAGAGCGAGCGAGAGAGCAGUGGUUGCGGUGCUGUAUGCGGUGUAUUGCUGCGCUGCGCAUGAGCAGACACACACACCUGCCCCCUCCAGACUUGCACUCACAUUGUCCUGCCGAGAGCGGCGGCCGUGCAGACGGAGAGAGGGAGAUCGAGAUUCGGGAGAGUAGCGGGGUAGCGGAGGCGGCGACGACUGAUUGCAGAACGCGCACAAUGCGCCCACUCUGGGCAGACGUGGCCAGGGCAUCGCUAACGCGUACAUUACUCAACCAAAUUUAUUUUUCAUUUAUUAUUUUUUUAAUUAUGGGUUUAUACGGACGUUUCCGAGUUUUUAGUUUCCUAAAACACUUGAAUGUGUUGUGGUUAAUUGCGAAACGGGUCUAAUUUUUCACCGCCACAUCGUAAUUUUAUUGAUUUCAAUAUUUUAUUGCCAAAUUUAUUGUGAGUUGUAACAUUCACAUCAUUGUUAAGUGCACAUUUCUUCUGCAUAUAGAUACUUGCAAAGUUUUAAAGUAUUUCUAUAAUAUAAUAAUUUUCUUUAUAAAUUCAUUAUAAGCCUGUUGCGACUUACAUACAGGAAUAAUAUUCAUUAAUUUGAUUUUACUUCAAGGUUGAGGUAAUUAUUUCGAUUAUGUAAAAAUUAAUUUUAAAUGUUCAAAUUUUAUAGCAGAACAAACAUUUUAAUGAUAAUGGGCUUUUGGUUUUUAACGGAAAUAUUCACGUGAAAUAUGGUAUUUAUUUCAAUGGUUCAACCUGAUUUAUGAUGGGUUCUUAAUGUCUCAAAUUAUUAUUGUGACUGCGUGAGAUGGUACAUCAAACCAGGUAGAAUGUAACUUUUGUUUCUAGGUAUGACCGAGGUAGGUAUGUUUUAAUAUUUUUUAUGUUUUUUUUUUUUCAUUUUCGGUUUAUUAACAUAGAAUAUUUAUUUUUCAGAUAGUCAUUCAAUAAACAAUUAG
This is a messenger RNA of Aethina tumida (small hive beetle), 1788 nucleotides long. RefSeq names its product serine/arginine-rich splicing factor 2 (gene SC35). NCBI's taxonomy places the organism in Eukaryota, Metazoa, Arthropoda, Insecta, Coleoptera, Nitidulidae. The transcript has 6 exons. The record is from RefSeq and is a predicted model, not a curated record. The coding region runs from base 176 to 709 and encodes 177 amino acids. Gene Ontology annotation, molecular function: RNA binding.